AAAGAUAACUCUAUACUGUUGUUAUGGCAACAGUAACAACGCUAAAAACGCAGCGGAAGUAGUCAACCAUAACGAUUUGCUGAAAAAAGAAAAGGAGAAUUUAAGAAAAAUGGAACUUGCAAACACUUUUGGGGUUGAUGAUAACCUAAACUUAGAGGUGCUUGAUUUGACUAAUUCCAGUAUACCGAAAGAUAUUGACUCACCUUCAGUCAACAAGGAUCAAAUACGAGGUUUGAAAGAUGAAAAUGGGAGGCUCAGUCAAUUGCUAAGGGAAAAAGAAUUUGAAAUACGACAACUUCAGAAAGGACUUUCAACACAGAAUGAUAACAUAAAAUUGCCAGAGAUUACAAAUGAUACUGCAGCUAUGAAAAUUGUUGAACUCUCCAAGAAACUGCGCAAAGCAGUGGCAGAUCUGGAGGUUGAGAAAACAAAAUCAAGAUGUUUAGCAAAAAAGUAUGAAGAACUGAAGCAAGAGGGAAAAGAUACUACACAGGAACCCAAAGAUAUAACUGAUCUUGAAGAAGAAAUCAAACAGUUGCAAGGGAAACAAAAACAAAUGGAGAGUAAGAUGAAUGAAUGGAGAAACCAGUGUCAAGUUUUGAAGCAAGAACUGAAGUUGGCUAACAAAGUUAUUAGUCAAGAGGUUGGAGAAGGGGCAAAUAUUCAUGCUUUGCUUUCUGAAAGUUCUUCAUGGAAAGGACGAGCACAGCAAAAUCUCACUCUACAGCAAAAGGUUUCUGAGUUGAAGCAGCAACUGAAACAAUAUCAAAAUAAAACCACAAACAAAAAUAAUCCUGACAGUAAAAGCAAUGUCAGUGAAGCCAGUAUUUCUGAACAAAGCAGCAGUAACCAGGCAUUGAGGCAAUUAAUUAAAAGCAGAAAGGAGAAUCAGGAAAAAAUGGAAACAGAGUUAAAAAAUGCCCAUGAAAACUAUGCUAAUUUAAAAACAAAAUGUGAUUGUUUAAAAGCCAGAAAUCAGAUUUUAUCUAAUGAAACGAAAGUAAAUAAGCAGCAGAUCCAAGUCCUGUUAGAGAAAGGAAAACGAGAUGAAGAACUCAUUGAGACGUUAAUGAAUCAGCAUGGUCGCAUGAAAGAGAUGAUUGAAAAUAACAUUUGUAUCUCAAAGCCAGAAUCAGUACAUCAGCAGAUGGGUGAGAUGGUUGUGAAAAAACAGAACAAUGAUAAUUUUGUGAACCAGUUAAAGAUGAUUAUAGAGGAAAAAGAUAAAAAGUUGAAACACCUUGAAAACCAAAUUAACCAGUCAUUAUUUCAAGAAUGUCCCAAUUGUAAUAUAACCUUUGAGAAUGCCACUUGUGGUUCUGUGAUAAUAAAUACUGGUGAAAAUUGUAAUGGGGAUUUCUCUCAAAUGUCAGAGGCAACGUCAAUACAAAGUGAUAUUAACAACCAAGAUUUUUAACAAAUAUUACACACACACACGCACACACACACACACACACACACAUGCACACACACAUGCACACACACAUGCACACACACACACACACACACACACAUGUAUAUAUGCAUAUAUUUAUAUAUGCAUAUAUUUAUAUAUGUGUGUGUGUAUAUAACUCCGUGUGUGUGAGUGAAAUAUAUAUAUUGUUUCCAAACUCACAAGUUAAAAAAUAACAAAAGCAAACAUAGUUUUCUGAUUUUACUUGAGGAGUAUUGUAGUAAAAUCUGUCAUAAAAGUAUUGUUAUUUCAGUAAAAGAGAGUGAUGGAAAUUUGGAAGCAAAGACUUUUUCUGUGGAAAUGGUAGACUAAUAUGAAGCAUAUACCAUACUUGUAGUGCUACACAGAAAUGAAGUAUGGUUACUGAAUGUGGGAACUGCUCUGAGGCUGGUGAAAAAUGCGACAUGCAGGCACCAUUGGACAUUUUAUGUUAAAACUUAUGGAAGGCAGAUCACAGGGAGGAGCUAGGAAGACAGCUGGGAUUUAAAGAUAUCAUAGGUGCAGACAUGGUAUAGGCAUUGAUGUGGCUGUAUAGUAAGAAUUUUACUUUCUUACCACAUGGUUUCAGGUUCAGUCCCACAAUAUGGCACCUUGAGAAAGUAGCUUCUACUAUAGCCCUGGGUUAACUAUUACAUGUCAUUGCUAUAUUGACUUCAAUAUUUGUAUUAUGUAGGCAAUACAAUAAAUCAAAGAAAGCAAAGUAUAAAUUGACAGUACAUACAAUUUAAACAUUAGAAGCAGUUCAUGUGUUUUUAUUGAUAGAAUUCCCCACCAGCCUGUCAGAUAUAACAUAUCUGUUUUGUAGCUUUUCUGUUUGGCUGCACAUUUUGUAAUUUUAAAAUUAAGUAAAAAUUUUCAAAUUU
Molecule: messenger RNA, 2316 nt
Organism: Octopus bimaculoides (California two-spot octopus)
Lineage: Eukaryota; Metazoa; Mollusca; Cephalopoda; Octopoda; Octopodidae
Product: coiled-coil domain-containing protein 13
Biological process (GO): non-motile cilium assembly; cytoplasmic microtubule organization
Cellular component (GO): centriolar satellite
Source: RefSeq, a predicted model, not a curated record